AUGACGGCCUUCCAUCAGCCAUCUACUUUGAACCAGCUGGAGCUCCCGUUCGAACAGGAGCUCGGCCAGUUCGAUUCGAGCUAUUCCACCCAAUGCACGCCUAAUCCUCUCGAUGAUAUCUUCCCAAGCCCUCGAUCGACACCUACUCAGCUCGGCUCCCAGCUCUCCAGCCAACUCUGUUUUUCAUUGGACGCCAUCGAAACAUCUUUCAACGCUGCUUCCCCAGAACCGCCAGUUCUUCAGAAGCCAGGUCCUGUAGAUCCAUCACCAGCUCCAGUGACUCUUUCGCUCGAUUCAAUUGCUCCUGGCACUAUCAUCUCCGAUGGCGGAAGUAAUAGCUUCGAGCUCGUUGUUGAAAACGGCGUUCGAAAGCUCGUCCCUGUGAUGCUCUCCUCGAUGCCUGCUAUUGUCAAAACUGAGAUGGCUUCUCCACCCGCAUCGCCAGAUUCGAUUUCUUCUGUCGAUUUGAACAAGAAACUCGCCCAAAAUCGAAAGGCAUCGAAGCGAUACCGGGACAAGAAAAAGGCUGACGAGAAGAAGUUGCUCGAAGACGUCGAUCGACUCGAGAAGGAAAAACAUCGUCAAGAACUCAUGCUCGAGCGAAAGAAAGCAAAGAAGGAACUCCUUCUCUCUCUCAUUUCCCAGAAAUUUUCCCGUGUAGUGUACCACUAA
This is a messenger RNA of Oikopleura dioica, 672 nucleotides long. The record is from the annotation of a GenBank genome assembly. Lineage: Eukaryota; Metazoa; Chordata; Appendicularia; Copelata; Oikopleuridae.